Messenger RNA from Lipotes vexillifer (Yangtze River dolphin), 822 nucleotides. It is a transcript of the gene KLK15, whose product is annotated as kallikrein related peptidase 15. Gene Ontology annotation, biological process: proteolysis. The record is from RefSeq and is a predicted model, not a curated record. Gene Ontology annotation, cellular component: secretory granule. Gene Ontology annotation, molecular function: serine-type endopeptidase activity. NCBI's taxonomy places the organism in Eukaryota, Metazoa, Chordata, Mammalia, Artiodactyla, Lipotidae.
AUGGACUGCCCUGAGGGAUUUGCCUGUCAAGGGCGCCUGGGACGACCCCACCCUUCCCUUGUUAAGCCCCUUGUCCACCACAUCCGCGUUCCCCCGUCCUUGCCAGGGCCCUUGGCCCAGUUCCUGACCUUGGCAGUGGCCCAGGAUGACAGUGACAAGGUGCUGAGGGGUGAUGAGUGUGCGCCCCACUCCCAGCCAUGGCAGGUGGCCCUCUUCGAGCAUGGACGCUUUAACUGCGGUGGUUCCCUCAUCUCCCCGCACUGGGUGCUCUCUGCAGCCCAUUGCCAAACGCGCUACAUGAGAGCGCGCUUAGGCGAGCACAACCUGCGCCAGCGCGAUGGCCCAGAGCAACUGCGGGCUGUUUCCUCUGUCCCUCGUGCGCAGAGCCACCGUCACGAUAUCCGGUUACUGCGUCUAACCCGGCCCGCACGUGUCUCUACCAAAGUGCCCCGGGUCCCGCUGCCCACGCGCUGCCCCCAGCCCAGCGAGGCCUGUGUGGUGUGUGGCUGGGGCUUGGUGUCUGACAACAAGCCUGGGGCCACAGGGAACCCAGUGUCACAAGUGAGACUCCCAGAUAUGUUGCAUUGUGCCAGCAUCAGCAUUACCUGGGCCACGUCUCGUAACAAGGACCGUGCAGGGCGCCUGGUGAACACCACGGUGCGUGCGGGCGGUGACUUCAGGGGACCCCUGGUCUGUGGGGAUGUCCUGCAGGGCAUUGUGUCCUGGGGUGAUGUCCCCUGCGAUACAACCACCAAGCCCAGUGUCUGUACCAAGGUCUGCAGCUACUUGGAGUGUAUCAAGGGAACCACAAAGAGGAACUGA